This is a messenger RNA of Lingula anatina, 3467 nucleotides long. Its product is annotated as serine/threonine-protein phosphatase 2A regulatory subunit B'' subunit gamma. NCBI's taxonomy places the organism in Eukaryota, Metazoa, Brachiopoda, Lingulata, Lingulida, Lingulidae. Gene Ontology annotation, cellular component: spindle; centrosome. Gene Ontology annotation, biological process: regulation of dephosphorylation; microtubule cytoskeleton organization; positive regulation of B cell differentiation. The record is from RefSeq and is a predicted model, not a curated record.
AGUUCUUGCCGCUGUUGCAGAAAGAACGGUGAUGAUUGAAGCUGCUUCGGUUUAAACAUUUAUAUUUGUGCUAUUGUUCAUUUGAAUUCACGAUGUUGGUCUGAUUGCAGAAGGUCCUAACAUGAGCUCUACUCUCACGAAUGCAUUGAAGGCAUACGUGGAGAGAAAACAAAAGAAGUCCAGUGCAGAAUCCAAAGAAGAAGAGAAAGAGCAUUUUAAGAAACUUUACACAGAAUGGAAAGGCCCAUCAAAAUACAAACAAGACAGUUAUCAAAAGAUCCCCAAGUUCUAUUAUAAGUUACCAUCAGAAGACGAAAUUUUACUCCAGAAGCUCAGGGAAGAAUCUCGUGCUGUAUUUCUUCAAAGGAGAAGCAGGGAGCUUCUUGACAAUGAUGAAUUACAGGGUCUGUGGUUCUUGCUGGACAAGCACCAUACACCCCCUAUGGUGGGAGAGGAGCAGAUGAUCAACUUUGAAGACUACCUGAAGGUUGGAGAGCAGGCAGGACCCAAGUGCAAGCCAUUUUUCACAGCCAUAGUAUUUGCCAAAUUGUUGCAGACAGAUCCUUAUGGCAGAAUCUCAAUAAUGCAGUUCUUCAACUAUGUGAUGCGGAAAGUUUGGCUGCACCAGACCAGGAUAGGUCUGUCUCUGUAUGAUGUUGCUGGACAGGGAUAUCUGAAGGAAUCUGACCUUGAAAAUUACAUUUUAGAACUAAUACCCACAUUACCACAGCUUGAUGGACUUGAGAAAUCCUUCUACUCAUUUUAUGUGUGCACUGCUGUGCGGAAAUUCUUUUUCUUCUUGGAUCCACUGCGGACAGGAAGAGUGAAGAUUCAAGAUAUUCUUGCCUGUAGCUUUUUAGAUGAUCUAUUAGAGUUGCGAGAUGAAGAGUUAUCCAAAGAGAUGCAGGAGUCGAACUGGUUCUCUGCACCAUCUGCUCUCAGGGUGUAUGGCCAGUAUCUAAAUUUGGACAAGGAUCACAAUGGAAUGCUCAGUAAGGAGGAACUGGCAAGGUAUGGCACAGGGACUUUGACUGAUGUAUUUUUAGAUCGGGUCUUCCAAGAGUGCCUUACAUAUGAUGGAGAAAUGGACUACAAAACAUACUUAGACUUUGUGCUUGCCCUGGAAAAUAGAAAAGAGCCCCAAGCAUUGCAGUACCUGUUCAGGAUCUUGGAUGUCCAGGGAAAAGGAGAACUGAUUGUUUUCUCCUUAAAUUACUUCUUUAGGGCUAUUCAAGAACAAAUGAAGUUGCAUGGACAAGAGCCAGUGUCUUUUCAUGAUGUUAAGGAUGAGAUCUUUGACAUGGUGAAACCUGCGGAUCCCCUCAAAAUAACUCUGCAGGAUCUUAUAAACAGCGGACAAGGAGAUACAGUGGUCAGCAUACUGAUAGAUUUGAAUGGAUUCUGGACAUAUGAAAAUCGGGAGGUACUUGUAGCAGAUACAACAGAGGAGGCUGAAAUUUAAGGUCCAAGCCCUUAAAUGGGAAGUAGAUUUUAAAAGAAUGAAGAUUGAGGGAGGCUCCCCUUUGUCCAGCCAUUGGCCCAGUGUUUGCUGCUCAAAGAAUGAGGUUUUCUGACCAAAGAAGAGAAAUUCUCAUCUCAAAGGUUGCAUGCCCUACAUAUUCCAGGUCUUGUAUUGCAUGCUGAAACUGUAUUUUUCAGGGUUGCCGAUAUUGUUUCCUAUAAUUUUUAUUGUGUUGUUCACAAUUUGAUAACACUUGUAAUGCUAGUGAAUUAAUAACAAAGAAUGUGUGAAAUAUGCAUUAUUGUGUACAGUUGGCAGCCCUUAUUACACAAGCAGUAUACAGAGAUUGUCACUGCUACAUCUGCAUGCAGUAUCUAGUGUCUGAUGUCCAUGUGAAUGAAUUAAACAUCAUAGAGUUCUUGGUACUGUAAUACAAAGCUGACUUGGAACUGUUAAUAUUGAAAAUUUCUGACAAACUGUGAAUGGUUAAUUAGAGUUAUGUUGGAGAUGUUUAAAGAAUUCCAUGUUGAAUGAUUUUCUGAUAGCAGACAGUUAAUUUAUUAAUUAUUUAAUUAAUUUAUUGAUGGUUAUUUCACAUGCUUUUAUUUGAGUGUUUAAAUUUGAUAAAAAUUGCAUGGAACUGGCUUUCAUCCUGGUUUUUGUCUUGGAUUGUUGAUCUUGCCUGGCAUGGCUUGUUUUCCUUUGGCCUUCUCUAUAUUUUUUUAAUGCAGAGGUUUAUAUCUUUACAAAUGACAAAGGAAGAUGUACCCUCUGACUAUGGCUUUACGAGAUGUGUUAUGUGUAGUAUUUUCAUGCUGGCCUCCAUACACUAUGCCUGUAUUAUGUUUUCUAACUGGGGCCUCUCGUCACCCAGAAUCACAUUGUAUUCCCUUUUGCAGAGAGGCAUUGACCGAUUCCUUGCUGUACCUUUGCUUGAAUAUAACAAAGCCGCCAUUGUCGUAAUGAAGUUUCACUGUAGCUUUGGACAUGAGGAAGGGAUCAGAAGUGCCCUUAUCUUAAUUACCAGUCCCUGCAGGCUCUUUUGUUCCCCUGGUGUCAAACAGCUGGCCUAGUUUCCUGAAGUCUAAGUCUCUAGUUGCUCCACCAGCAGCAAUUGCUUCAUUACUGAGCCCUCCCAAGUUGCUGUUAUUAUUUUAUAAAGUAGCUGAAGAUGGGGAUGCUGGAGUGAAGUACCUUGCUAUGGGUUUCUCGGGGUAUUUGAAAACCCUACAUCUCAUCCCUACAACUCAUCUUUGGUCUCCUUUGUUAGACUGAUAGUUCUGUGCUUCCUUUAUCUUUGACAUCAAAUCAUUGCAUAAUGGCUAUGAAAAAAAUGUCCUCUCUUUCUUCUCUUUUGGAUGCCUUGUCUCUCCGCCUCCAAUUAUCGUUCUUCUGUGAGACGCUAAUAUUCUGAUUAACUCUUAAAAUUGUUCCUGAGACAUGUUAACUGUUCUGUUGCUUCUGUUUGUGCGUUUACUAAAUCAAGGUCCUGGUGAGCUCACCACUAAAGUUUUUUGCCAUUACAGGUCUUUACAGAGAACUUGUUUUAUAUCUUUCACUGAGAAACUGGAAGAAUAGUGCUGUAAGGGAUGGAUUAUUAGGAAAAGCUGAAUUGCCUGUCAGUUCAUAAAAUUCUUGUAAAAAAAGAUUAAAUUUUAUCACAAGUGUGGUGUGUGCUUGGAGCAGGUGCUGCCUCGACAUACGUGUUUAGGUCAGCCAUGAGGCGAUUGGCAGCUUGAUUCUUUGGAUGUAUGUUGAGUGUGAUGCUCUUGUAAAGCUGACUCGACGUAGAUUGGGCCCCUUGUACCCAAAUGCCUAGUCUUUCAAUAGGCUGCUGAGUUGCCAGCGUGGCGGUAUUGAUUGAAACAGGAUGAACACCUGUGGGAGUAGUUGCAGAUGCAAAAGUUGCAGUAGUUGUCGGCAUUCCAUGUAUUGCAAGUGGGUUUGGUUUGGAGGCGAAAAGUGUUUUGGGGAGCCAUGGUCACAAAUGCAAUUUCUGUAAGAA